CCAAGUCAUAUACUGCCUCAAAACACAUUGCCGUUGCCCAGAUUACUCUUUCUUCCUCGACCUCCUUUUCUGGAUUUUCGUGACGACGUGUACUAGGGCUUGAUCGCGUUGCGUUGACAUUUGACCGCCUAUCUCUCCCGGAUUUUCACCACAUCUCUGUCAACGCAUCCUUCCCUCCAAGGGGGCAUCACUGUAGACAUGCUUAGCGCCGGUGCUUCUUCUAGCACCGGCGACACACAUGCGGACGCUUGGAACACAGUCGACUGGGCUCUUGCGCGUCUCGAAGUACGCGACGGACAGGACAGCUCCUCCAAGCCACAGCCCGAGCUCCCCGCGCCAGUCUACCGCGUCCCCACUGAGCUUUGGGAGGAUAUCUUCUCCUACGCCUGCGCAGACAAGACCCUCGCAUACCCACUGCGUGCGGAUAUGGUCACCGCGCGCUCGCUGGGCCGAGUGUGCCAGCGGUGGCGGGAGAUCGCGCUCUAUGAUACCCGGCUUUGGGUAGCGUUCAUCAGCAUCGACAUGGAGAGACUGAUGACGCCUGAAAACGACGUGCGCGACUUCUGCAUAGUCAUGUCCCUCUAUCUCGCGCGCUCUGGCGACAAUUGUCUGUCCGUCGAGAUGUAUUGGGGCGGUAUCAAUAGGUACUGGAGUUCCUUUCCGGAUGUUCUGGAAGACGAGUGCUACGGCGAUCUUCGUCGCCUCCUUCGCGCACUAUCACAGAGCUUUUGGCGGUGGGAAGACUGCACCAUUUCCGGCAACAUCCUGGAGUACAUCAGUGACGGCCAGUACCCCGAGCGCCUCGUAAGGGGCUGUGUGCUCGACGCGACAGCCGAAAGAAAGGGACCGGAUGUCCUUCCGGUAUGCGCCUUGCCUUCAAUCUUGGACGCAGGAAGAUCAAGGCAUCUUGCCGAGCCUGCCCUUCGAGCAACUCACUCAUAUGAAGCUGGGAGCUAUUGCCUAUAGCUGCAUGGCGGAGAUACUCGCGCACUGCGACGCGCUGGAGGACCUUGAGGUCGAGGUGGAUGAAGGUGAUCGUUGGGCUCGUCAAUUUCCAGCCAACGCCUGGCUGCCAAAUCUUUGGAACUGUGUCUUCAAAGCCGCCUCUCUUUCCGUCCUCAAGAGCUUUUUGCACUGCCUUCACGC
Molecule: messenger RNA, 1146 nt
Organism: Schizophyllum commune H4-8
Lineage: Eukaryota; Fungi; Basidiomycota; Agaricomycetes; Agaricales; Schizophyllaceae
Exons: 3
Coding region: 199-966 (255 amino acids)
Molecular function (GO): protein binding
Source: RefSeq, a predicted model, not a curated record